Meira miltonrushii is the source of this 678-nucleotide messenger RNA. RefSeq lists its product as uncharacterized. The transcript has a single exon. Bases 1 to 678 code for a protein of 225 amino acids. NCBI's taxonomy places the organism in Eukaryota, Fungi, Basidiomycota, Exobasidiomycetes, Exobasidiales, Brachybasidiaceae. The record is from RefSeq and is a predicted model, not a curated record.
AUGCAUAUGAUCUUGUGGAAGGGUCUUUUGAGUAUCAUCUCCAUUUUCCCAUCAAAUCAAUUCUUAGUCUACUGCAUUCCAACAAGUGAGGUAUACUCUAACGAUAAUAAGCAACAAGGAAGUUGGUCAGGCUUGAGUGAUAUUUUGGAGAUAAAUGAUUUCGAUUCAGAAUGGCAUAACGAGGCUCAAAGUGGUCACAACAAAGAAGGAAGAGAUGUCCAAAUCGGUGAGAGCAUUACGCAUGCCACUAAAGUCAAUGGUAAGAAACCUAAACAAAGAAGAAGCCGAAAUACACCCGAACAUAGGGCGAAGCGAAAAUUGUACCGAGAAAAGUUAAAGAGUAUCUUUGAGAAGGAUCCCGUAGCACAGCAGGUUUACAGGGAAAAGAAGAAUAAAGCAAAUCGAAAGUGGAAAGCUAAGAAGAUUUCAAAAAUGACCGAAAUCGAGAAAGAAGCCCUUUUCAUGCGCAAGAAGCGGACAAAAAAGCAAUGGGAAAAAUUGUAUAAUGAAAGAUGUGGGGGGUUCUCUUCCCCAAAACAACAGCGUUUAAAUAUGAUAAGAAAGAUGAAAGCUGAAGGAACAGCCAAUGAGGCCGAUUUGAAGUUCUUACACGAAUAUCAAGAGGAACAAAAGCAGAGAAAGAGGAAAUCACGAGCUGCCCAAAAAGGAGGCAUUUGA